CCUGGGAAAUAUAGUCUUGUUAGGCUCGCUAAGCUGCCGGGUAGGUCCUCGGGCAGAUCAUCAUCCCUGCGGUGCUCCCUCAGCGUUCCGCUUUGCUUUUUUUCUCCCUCCUCCCUGUGCCAGGCCAACCCACGGGAUCCUGGUUCUCCCGCCAGGCCCGCGACAGAGUGCGCUCGGGCUCCGGCAUGCGCAGAGUCGUGGUGAGGGACUUAGGUCGGGUGUGCUUGGGAUGCGCUGAGCUGUGCACGCGGCGUGAGAACCUGGACUGCCCUGCGAGCUAACCUGAGAUCACAAGAGCGACAUUUUGCGGUACGGAAGUGACAAUGCAGCUUCCCCGGAAACCUCCCGGAGUAACGUCAUGCCUGUUUUUAAUCUGGGAAAAGGAGACCCCUAGAUAAAAUCGAGCAAGAUUUAAAAGGUCGACCUGUGCCGGCCAGUGGUGGCGCACGCCUUUAAUCCCAGGCAGAAGCAGGCGGAUUUCUGAGAUCGAGGCCAGCCUGGUCUACAAAGCAUGUCUAGGCCAUCCCUCAUCGCAUUUACCCCAGCGGCUGACUCCAGUGACCUCUGGAAGGAUGGGCAGCAGCAACCACAGCAGGAGAAAGCAGAGCCCGUCCUGGACGGGGCGGCUGCCCGGGCUUUCUAUGAGGCUCUAAUCGCAGAUGACAGUAGUUCUUCUAAGCCCCAGAGAGCUGAACCUACCAGGGAGAGGAAGAGGAAGAGAAGAAGAGUGACGAGGGAGCCUGCAGCAGCAGGAGUCCCCAGACAAGGAGGAGCACUUGAGGAUGAAGACAGGAUGGCCCAGUGGAUCCUGCUGGCAGCCCAGAAUGGGGAUCUGACAGAACUCCGGAGGCUGCUAGAACCCCAAGAGGCAGGGGGAGCUGGAGGGAAUAUCAAUGCUCGUGAUGCCUUCUGGUGGACUCCCUUGAUGUGUGCUGCCCGAGCAGGCCAGGGAGCCGCUGUGCGCUAUCUCCUGGGCCGAGGGGCUGCCUGGGUCGGAGUCUGUGACCUGGGAGGCAGAGAUGCUGCCCAGCUGGCUGAAGAAGCAGGCUUCCCUGAGGUAGCCCGUAUGGUCAGAGAGAGUCAUGGAGAGACAAGGAGCCCCGAGAACCAGAACCGAUCUACCCCCUCCUCGUCCCAGUUCUGUGAGGACUGUGGUGCCCACUUUGAAGACUCCAACCACCGCACAUCUACUGCUCACCUGCUGUCACUGUCCAGGAAACCCCAGCCCUCCAACCUUCCCCUUGGGGUGCCCACUUCCAGUCCUGGCUUCAGGCUACUGCUAAGAGGUGGCUGGGAACCAGGAAUGGGCCUAGGACCCCGGGGUGAAGGCCGUGCCAACCCUAUCCCCACUAUCCUCAAGAGGGACCAGGAAGGAUUGGGUUAUAGAUCCCCACCCCAACCCCGAGUCACACACUUUGCAGCUCGGGAUACUCGGGCUGUGUCUGGGAGAGAGAGAGUCCCUCGAGUUGCCACACUAAGUCAGAGGGAGAACAGAAGGCGAGAAGAGAAAGGCAGAGCCUGGGAGCGUGAUCUAAGACUGUACAUGAACCUCGAGUUCUGACUGAUAACGGACUGGCCCUGGUCUGUCACUCGCUGGACUUGGGCCUCUGACUUGGACACUUGGACUUCCGAACCCUUAGGCCUGGGCUGUUGGGCUCUGAUUUUAAAGAGAAGGGCAGAGAGUUGGGAGAUAAAUAAACUUCCUUCCUUGU
This is a messenger RNA of Mus caroli (Ryukyu mouse), 1712 nucleotides long. It is a transcript of the gene Gpank1, whose product is annotated as G-patch domain and ankyrin repeats 1. The record is from RefSeq and is a predicted model, not a curated record. Gene Ontology annotation, molecular function: protein binding; nucleic acid binding. Lineage: Eukaryota; Metazoa; Chordata; Mammalia; Rodentia; Muridae.